GCUUCAAAUAUAUUUUUCCCGAAAAGGCAUUUCGAUUUCCAUUCCGAGUCGGACUUGUCAGAGAGACUGGAGGGCAAAGAAAGAGAUGGCAGCUCUCGUCUUCGGCCGUUCAGUCGCCGCGCUCGUCGCACCGGUCAUUGUAUCUGUCAUCGCGUACAAGCAUCUCAACAAGAAGAAAGCUAGUAAUUACGACGUGUUCCUGAGUUUUUGCGACGACGAUGCUCCGAAGAGCUUCGCCGAUCGCCUCUACAACGGCCUGGCCGCUGCUGGAAUCUGUGUGUUCAGAGAUGACGAUUGGCCCCGCCCGCGCGAGAAGAUCGGGCCGGAUCUUGUCCAAGCCAUCAAGAACAGCAAGAUCUCGCUCCCGAUCCUGUCUCCGAAGUACGCUUCCAGCAGACGGUGCCUCGAUGAACUGGUUCAGAUAAUGGAGUGCCGGAAUGAUAGCUCGGGGCAUAUUGUCUUGCCCGUAUUCUACGGAGCGGAGCGACGUGAACUGCAUGGUUUUGGCCAAAAACUUCCGGACGAACGGAAGCGACAAGCGGUCAUGGAAUUCAGUUCCUUGAAAGGAUGGGAAUCUCAGAAAGUCGCUAAUGGGAAUGAAGAACAGUUGGUCAAAUUGGUUGUCCGGAAAGUUCUGAUAGAAUUGAAGAAAGCGCUUGAGCCGGUUAUUUCUGAGAAUUCGGUCGGGAUUAAAAGUCCUAUGAAAGAUAUUAUGGAAUUUGUGGAUAAUAGUCAUGGUUCUACCCUAUUUAUUGGAAUCCAUGGAAGGGGUGGUGUUGGUAAGACAACUCUCGCUAGAGUCAUCUACAACAAGCUCUCUAGCCAAUUUGACCAUUGUAGCUUCAUCGCCGAUGUUGGGGAAUCAUGUAAGUGCAAUGGUGUUGAGAAUUUGCAGAGUCAAUUAAUCUCGGAUAUCCUAAAAGAAGAAAAUCGAGUGUAUGACAAGGACGAAGGAAUUAGCUUCAUCUCAUCGAGGUUUAAAGAUAAGAAAGUUCUCGUUCUUCUUGAUGAUGUGAAUGCUAAUCAUCAGUUACAGGCUUUAGCUGGAGAACGAAACUGGUUUGCUCUAGGAAGUCGAAUCAUUAUUACCACAAGAAAUAAGAGCAUUCUUGAUUGUGCCAAAGUGGACUACGAGUACAAGCAUAAAGAAAUGGAUGAAGAUGAAGCUAAGAUCCUCUUUUCUAGACACGCCUUUCGAAGGGACUCUCCCCCUAGUGAAUUUUUGGCUCUCUCAGAUCUUGUGGUAUCUAUUAUUAGAAGGUUUCCUCUAACUCUUGAGGUUCUAGGUUCCUAUUUUUGUGGAAAGAGUCAAGCAUCAUGGAUUCAUACUAUUCGAAGCUUGGAAAACUUGCGGGAGACAGGAAUAAAACAGAUUUUGAGGAUAAUCUAUGAAGCAUUGGAGUGUGAACAAAAGAAAACAUUUCUGGAUAUUGCUUGUUUCUUAGUUGGGAGUGAUUCAAGAAUUGCAUCCUGCAUGUGGGAUGCUGGUGACUUUAAUCUGGUGGUGGAAAUUGAAGAACUGAUAUUUAUGUCAUUGAUAAAAAUUGGAGAUAAUCAUGAGCUUAGAAUGCAUGAUGAAUUGAGAGAUCUUGGUAGGGGAAUUGUUCGUGAAGGAUAUUGCAACGAGCCCGACAAUGGCCGUAGAUUGUGGGACUACGAGGAAGCCUUGAAAGUGCUAGAGGGAAGUAAGGGAAUUGAAAAUAUUCGGGCGCUUUCUCUUGACAAAGGCAACUCAAAGGAAACCGUUGACAUAGACAGCUCAGAAAGAAUAACUGAUCAAGGAAGUCAGAUUUACACAAAUGAACAAUUUAAAAAUUUACCGAGUUUACAGUUCCUUCACGUGAGUGCUGCAACUUUCAUGGGAGAUUUCAAUGAAACAUUUUCCAAAUUAAGAUGGCUUCGAUGGGAGAGAUGUCCUCAAACUCUGAAGGCUAAGAAUUUUGGUGUAAAGGAAUUAGCCGUACUCGAUUUGUCAAGAAGCAUGAUUGCAGAUAGUUGGCAAGGAUGGAGUUCAAUCAGGUCGGCAAAGAUGCUAAAAGUGCUGAACCUUACAGGCUGCCGUUCUUUGAAAAGCACUUUCUUUCUCUCAGAUUUUAAAAAUUUAGAGAUUCUGAUCCUCAGAAAUUGUGACAAGCUGGGGAAAAUUGACUCUUCUAUUGGAGACUUGGAGAACCUAGUUUCCCUUGACUUGAGUGGAUGUUUGCUCCUCGAUGAGCUGCCAGUAGGAGUGGGAAAUUCGAAAGGACUAAAGGAACUUCUUCUAGAUCAAACUCAAAUACGAGAAAUUCCUUCAUUUAUUGGUUCUUUGAGGAAGCUGGAGAUGCUUAGCGCGAAGGAAUGCAAAUCAUUGGCUCGACUUCCGGACUCAAUAUGUCAUCUUGUGAAUUUGUCGACCAUUGUCUUAUCAGACUGUCUUGCGCCUCUUCCAGAUGGCAUUUGGUCCCUUGUGAAGUUGCGGCGAUUGUCAUUACAAAACUGCUGCCAACUGAGACUGAUCCACGUCUCAAUUGGUAAGUUGGAAUCACUGACUGAAUUGGUACUAACUGACACAAGCAUUAUGGAAUUACCUGAAUCCAUAGAAAACUUGCAGAAUUUGGAAAUUCUGAAUAUCAGUGGGGCGGCUAUAAGAAAGUUACCCAGUGCUAUUGGAAAGUUGAGAAAGCUCCGGGAAUUAGAUGCUUCGUGGUGCAUAACACUAAGUGAGGUAACUUCAAGCAUUUAUGAUCUUUCUUCCCUCCAACGCUUUGAUUUGCUUGGUUGCUUGGAGCUUCAAUCUCUGCCCAAGCUCCCUUCCAACUUAACAGUUGUUGGUGUCACCUGCAAGAGCGCCGAAUUGCCUUCAUUUUCUCACUUGAUCCGUCUAAAGCAACUACGACUUCAUAACUGCAAAUCUCUCAUAUGCAUCCCAGAGCUUCCCUCAACACUAUUAGAGCUUGAAGUUUCAGGAUGUGAAGCACUGCAGUUCUUGACCCCCCUGAAGGCAGUUAAAGAUUUCAAAGUAUCAUUGAAAAGGUUAGACAUCAUUCGUUGCAAGUCUGUGGGAAAAUUGGACCUUUCACAAUUAAAUCAUCUGAGAGUAUUGUAUGCUCUGGAUUGCAAAAAUAUACUUGAAAUUGGAGGUCUUGACAGAUUGAGUUGCUUGGAAAGCUUGACUAUCCAGGGAGCCGACUCCACUGAGUUAGACAAACCAUUUUCGGCUGUUAGGAAGCGGGCAUAUUGCUUAACACAUUGAAAAGCUGGACCUUUCAGAUUUGAGGAUCUUCAUAUGUUGGUUGUUCUUGGGAGACUUGGAUAUCUUUGGGUGCACUUCCUUAAAGAGGCUGCUGGACCUUAGAAAACUAGAGCGUCUGAAGAUAUUAAAUGGCUAGGAACUACAACAACUUAGUCGAAUUUCGCUGUUCCGAUAGGUUGCAGUUUUUGGAAAAGCUGAAUCUUUGAAAGGUUACUAGAUUCAUGUUGCCUGGGACCCUGAAAGAGUUGGACAUGAUGUCCAACUUGACCAGUAUCGUAUGGUUGUAGAAAUUGCUGGAAACUGAGAAAAAACAGCCAUUUGAUUGGACAAUUAGAUUUUCUGGAUGCAAACUCGCCCAAAACAAUACCAGAAUUUUCUGGAAGGUGACUCCAUCAGAAGCAUGAUUCCUUUGCAUAAUGUGUAUGCGGAUGAGUCAUAGAAGUUGAGAUGAUCUAUUAUUCGUGACAAAGGCAUGUCAAGCAGGUA
Molecule: messenger RNA, 3718 nt
Organism: Rhodamnia argentea
Lineage: Eukaryota; Viridiplantae; Streptophyta; Magnoliopsida; Myrtales; Myrtaceae
Product: disease resistance protein RUN1-like
Exons: 4
Coding region: 86-3232 (1048 amino acids)
Biological process (GO): signal transduction; defense response
Molecular function (GO): ADP binding
Source: RefSeq, a predicted model, not a curated record